AUGGAACCAGGCAUCUCCCGGAUGUUAGGGCUGCUCUGCUCUGUCCAGAUGGAGAGACCAAGGCCCAGAGGAGGUGCCCCUCCACAAUAUGAGCUUUUCUCUCUCUGCCCUCCUGGUCUACUCGCUGCCCUCAGUUUGAGCACCCCCUGGUGGAGGACCGAAUUGGGGACAGCUCUGCGGGAGCCCCCUCCCAGCCAACCUUCUUGGGACCCAGAAGGCCAAAUUCAAGCUAUCAACUUGAUGUCAUUGAACAUGGAGUUGAGAAGAGAGACACAAAGUCAGCUGUCAAGAGCCACAGCGAGUGGGCUCCGGGGCUGUCGGCCUAGGCAGAGACGUGACAAGAGGGAUCCAUGGGAUACUGGGUACAAUCCAGUAGCAGGGCCUAUGGGCCCUGGGCACGGUGCUUCUCCCUGCCUCACAGGCCUUCCAGGAUCUCCAUUCGUUCACACUUCCAUGCUCCUGCUGGGCAGCUGGCCAGAAGCUCAGGGCAGGUGUGACUACAGCCCAGCUGUGACUGCUCUUCUUGGUCAGGGCAGCCUUUCCACCUUGGUGCUCCCUGCCCCUGUGAGCUCCCUUUUGCCUCCAGGGAAAAAGUUUAGACUUCUUAGCCUGUUGGACAAGGCUUGCCCCCAACCCGGCGCUGCCUUCUUUUCUUGCCAGUCAGAUCCUCCGCAGUGUCGAUGCCCAGAUGACCUCCAUUCUAACUAUCUCACAAACAUGCCUUACUCAGCCCUGGCACCACACCUUUGCAUGAGCUGUUGCCUUUCUGGAAUGCCAUUCCUCUGCUUUUCCAAGGAUGGGGAGGACCCUUGUGCCUCCAGGACUGGCUCAGGAGCCCUUCCUGGGGCCAGCUGUGCCCGGCUGCUCCUGCCCAACUGGCCCCCUUCCCCCUCUGACUUGAAUUAUUGCUGUCGGGAUCUGCCCAUGUUGAUUCGAGCUCGCUCGAGACUUCUCAACAUCAGCACCAGCGACACUCGGGGCCUGCUAAUUAUGGGGGCGGGGGCUGUCCUGUGUAUCAUAGCAGCAGCCCUGGCCUCUACCCAUUAG
Molecule: messenger RNA, 1047 nt
Organism: Lontra canadensis (Northern American river otter)
Lineage: Eukaryota; Metazoa; Chordata; Mammalia; Carnivora; Mustelidae
Source: RefSeq, a predicted model, not a curated record